Molecule: messenger RNA, 1182 nt
Organism: Australozyma saopauloensis
Lineage: Eukaryota; Fungi; Ascomycota; Pichiomycetes; Serinales; Metschnikowiaceae
Exons: 1
Coding region: 1-1182 (393 amino acids)
Source: RefSeq, a predicted model, not a curated record
AUGAGCCGCACAUGGCCUCGGUCCCAGUUUGAAAAAGUUGAUGUGCUUCACUGGUGUCUCUUCCAUGAUAGCGAUGAGUUCAGGGCUCAGGUGCUUCGCCAACAAGAAGAAUUGCGCCGACAGAACGAAAAAGGAACAGGGCUUACCUUUCCAUUGGAAGUGAUAGUGCAUCUAUUUGAAAUAAUGCUCCUGCGGGGGCAACUCACGCCGAAGUUCUUGAGGUUAAGCAAGCUCUUCUACCUCAUCGUAGCACCCAUGUUGUAUCGUCAGCCACACCUCCGUGGAGACAAUUUUCUCUCCUUUGUGGAUACCAUCAACGGGAAUAAGACCAUUGGCGAGUACAUUCACCAUCUAGACUUGUCCAACGUCAACCAGUCAGGUAAAAAUGCGUAUGUGGCCAAGCUCCUCAAGAGGUCUAGGCCGUCAUUGCGCUCCUUCACGGCACCUCAAACAAGUUUUGGACUUGCUCCGCUCAUUUCGUUGCGAAGCUGUAAGACUUUGGAGCGCCUAGACCUACGAUUAGUUUCGGAAACACUCAAUCUCGAGGAAUUGUUCCUGGCCAUCAGACAGUUGGAGAAUUUGACUCAUCUCUCCUUUCCACGGUCCUCCAUCGAGAUCAAUGACUACAGCAAUGUCAAAUGGCCACCUAAACUUGAGUAUCUACGUGUUUCGGGAGGAAUCUCUGAUGACUUCCUCAUACACUCGGAAUUCCCGCCGACGAUCGCACACAUGGAGUUCGCACACUGCCCAAAAGUAAAGCAUCUGGGCUUCGAGCAUCUCAUAGAGAAGUUUGGGUAUAAUCUCAAGACGUUGAAGAUACAGUUCCCGAUGCCUGGACUCAUGUCGAACUCGCUUGAUACCAUUUUCAUCUAUUGUCCUUCUUUGCUCGUUCUAGAGCUCAGUGUGGACUAUAUUUCGGCAGAUAUCUUCAAUGUGAACUUGCUUCCAAUGUACGAGAAUAGGCCACUCCGUGCUUUGUACAUCGAUAGCAGUGGAAUGUUGGGUACCACCGACAAGCUCGACCCAAUAGACUUGGCUCUAGCGCUUGAUGAUGGGCGUCUACCAAAUGUGCGUAAUAUUCGUUGCACGGCGAAGUUGGGCUGGAAUCCUGAUUCAGAUGUGGUUUCGUAUAUUGCGGAAGAACUUGAGGAGCGUGGCGGAGGGCUCUAUAUUGGGUAUUGA